CUUCUUCUUCUUCUUCCCUUGCCACCCAUAUUCUCUCGGUCUGGAAUCAACAGAGUCACACACACACACACACAGAGUCCAAGACGCUAAAUUAACCACUCUCAACGAGUCAACCCUAUCCAACUUUCCAAAAAUCUUCCUCUAAACAAAACUCACACUCCGCACCCUGUAAUAAGAACUCUCUCUCUCAUUUCCAAUCUCUUCUUUGGCACAGAUACAUACAUACAUGUUUUUUUCUUUUGAGCCCAGCAAAUGUACGGUUUCCCUUCAAUUUCCAGUCCAUGCAGUUAGGGUUUCGCGGUCCUACAUUCAUUUUCAUCGGAUCUCACCAGCUCGCUCCUUCUUCAAAAUGUUCUGGUUCGGUUCAAUAACCCUAUUUAUCCCUUGUUAUUGAAAUUCUUAUAUUUUAUUGAGAAGCCUUUUUAAAUUGUAAGGAAGAAAUUUGUAACUUUUGUGGUCCUUCUUUAUUUUUAUAUAAAAAAAAACUCAUACCCAUAUUUUGCGAUAAUUGAUAUAUACAAAUUAUAAUUUAUAUUGGAGCGGAAAUCUUCGGGUUGGUGAGUAAUGGUAUCUGCCAAUGACCCCAUCGAAUCGUUUUUCAAUUCGGUUCAAGUUGUAAAAGAAGUGCUUUCGCCUCUCGAAUUGGGCAUUCGGAAAGCGGCGAAAGAUCUAGAACAUUGCUGGGGGGGAGGCCCUAAGAACAAGGGAAACAGUGUUGCGUUGGUUGGCCAAGUGAGCGGUGGUGAUAGGAAUGGCAAGGUUCAUAUCUGUGGCGUGAAGAAGAAGGAUGGCCAGUGUGUUGUUGGUGAUGAUAGGAAGAUGGGUUUGUCGAUUAAGGUUCCGAUCAAGGCCUUCCUGGGAAUGUUUUCGCCGAAUUCGGGAAAUGGGCAUCGCGCUGAGUUGCCUGACAGGGGUUUGAAAGAGAGGGAUUUGGGGGAUAAGGAGGAUGUUGGUUCUUGUAUGAAUUGCUUGCAGUUUGCAGUCACAUGGUCUUUGUUGCUGAACAGUUUCCUUCAGGGGUUUCCCAGCCCGUUCAAAACGGGUAAGAAGCAGUUUCAGAAACCCGGGGAUGAGGAAAAUUUUUGUACUUCUAUAAAACCAAAGGUUUCAUGGGAAGCGAAACAAAAAGAUUCUGAGGGACCAAUUAGAAAAUUUCAGAAUCAAGCAAAACAUGUAUCGCUCGAUUGCUUUAUUGGUUUUCUUUUGGAUCAGUUAACUCAGAACCUUCAGAAGUUUGAUCAGGGUGUGAAAGAACAUGGUUAUAAGAGUUCUGACACUUCUCUGCCGAACUCUUCAUCUUAUUCCGAUCAUUUGAAUGCACUCACUAAUAUCUUAGAAGGUCGAAAAGCAGAUGUAAAUGGGCUUUUAGGAAAUUUAAGGUUUGCUAGAGUUGGAGGUGUGCCUUCGAGUGUAGUUGACGUGGCUUCUUCGGUUAAUGAAGACGGUUAUGAUGGUGCUGCCGCUGGGAACAGUGAAGAAACUGGAGGCACUAUACCGCAGAAGCUGGCCAGUGGUAUCCUUGGUAUUCCUCUAUCAAAUGUGGAGCGCUUGAGAUCCACAUUGUCCACUGUUUCGUUGACAGAACUAAUUGAGCUCGUACCACAGUUGGGGCGUACUUCUAAAGAUUAUCCUGAUAAGAAGAAACUAUUCUCUGUCCAGGAUUUCUUUAGAUACACUGAAGCAGAAGGGAGGAGGUUCUUUGAGGAGUUGGAUAGGGAUGGUGAUGGCCAAGUAACUUUGGAAGAUCUUGAAGUUGCAUUUCGAAAGAGAAAAUUACCUCGAAGAUAUGCUCAGGAGUUUAUGCACCGCACUAGAAGUCACUUAUUUUCAAAAUCAAUUGGUUGGAAACAGUUUUUGUCCUUGAUGGAACAGAAGGAACCAACCAUUCUUCGUGCUUAUACUUCUCUCUGCCUGAGCAAGUCUGGGACACUGCAAAAGAGUGAAAUAUUGGCAUCGCUGAAAAAUGCAGGGCUUCCUGCAAAUGAAGACAAUGCUGUCGCUAUGAUGCGAUUUCUGAAAGCAGACACGGAAGGACCUAUUUCUUAUGGACAUUUCCGAAACUUUAUGCUGCUUCUCCCUUCUGAUCGGCUUCAAGAUGAUCCUCGGAGCAUCUGGUUUGAAGCUGCAACUGUUGUUGCUGUUGCACCGCCUGUGGAAAUACCAGCUGGAAGUGUUCUAAGAUCUGCAUUAGCAGGAGGCCUUUCUUGCGCCCUUUCAUGUUCUUUAAUGCACCCUGUCGAUACAAUAAAGACUCGUGUACAAGCAUCAACGCUGACCUUCCCUGAAAUCAUUUCAAAGCUUCCACAGAUUGGAGUUCAGGGGUUGUAUAGGGGUUCAAUCCCUGCAAUUCUUGGACAGUUUUCAAGCCAUGGUCUGCGAACUGGGAUAUUUGAAACAAGUAAACUUGUUUUAAUAAAUGUUGCUCCAGCACUCUCAGACAUCCAGGUCCAAUCGCUAUCAUCAUUCUGUAGUACAUUUUUGGGGACGGCAGUGCGGAUCCCUUGUGAGGUAUUAAAACAGCGGUUGCAGGCUGGCAUUUUUGACAAUGUGGGGGAGGCUAUUGUUGGGACUUGGCAACAAGAUGGUCUUAAAGGUUUCUUUCGAGGGACUGGUGCCACUCUUUGUCGGGAGGUUCCAUUCUAUGUUGCUGGCAUGGGGCUUUAUGCUGAAUCCAAAAAGGCUGUGCAGCAACUUCUGGGACGGGACCUGGAACCCUGGGAAACAAUUGCUGUUGGAGCUUUAUCUGGUGGGCUAGCUGCUGUUGUCACUACACCCUUUGAUGUGAUGAAGACUAGAAUGAUGACUGCACAAGGUCGAUCUUUACCAAUGUCAAUGGUAGCCAUCUCUAUUCUCCGCCGUGAGGGACCCCUUGGCUUAUUUAAAGGUGCAGUACCCAGGUUCUUCUGGAUUGCUCCCCUAGGGGCUAUGAACUUUGCAGGCUACGAGCUUGCAAGGAAGGCCAUGGACAAAAAUAAGGAGGUAGCAGGCGAGCAACUGUCUCAGGAAAAGGUGGCAACUUCCGGCUAAAGUUUUGAAGCAGCAACACUAGAAUGCAUCCUUUGGUUUUUCACAUGAUGAUAGCAAGUUAAUGCAGCUGAAAAAAAGUUUUGAGCUUUUUCCGAGCUUAGUAUUAGCAUUUUAUACCCGAAUUUUCCGUUGGCAAACGUUACUGCCAUUUUUUCUUUUGCAGUUUCUUUACUUGUUUCGUACUUUUUUGGGCCGCUUGAUGGCGGCACAAACAUGUUUAUUCUAUCUUGUAUCUCCCGAAAGUUAAUUCAUUCCCAACUUUGUUUUUUCUCUAUAAUUCAUGAAAAAAAAGAGGACUUUGUUUUCUCUUUGCUUU
Molecule: messenger RNA, 3343 nt
Organism: Juglans regia (Persian walnut)
Lineage: Eukaryota; Viridiplantae; Streptophyta; Magnoliopsida; Fagales; Juglandaceae
Product: mitochondrial substrate carrier family protein C
Exons: 7
Coding region: 565-3027 (820 amino acids)
Biological process (GO): transmembrane transport
Cellular component (GO): mitochondrial inner membrane
Molecular function (GO): calcium ion binding; S-adenosyl-L-methionine transmembrane transporter activity
Source: RefSeq, a predicted model, not a curated record